GUGCGGAGGACUCGUUCAAUGUCCUGGACCUGGCGGAGUACACCAAGAACCGGCCCUGGUGGCGCAAGGUCUUUGCCCCCAGCUCGGGGUCAAGCGCUGAGAAAUACAACGUGGCCACGCAGCUGCUGAUCGGAGGGGUCACAGGAUGGUGUACGGGAUUCAUCUUCCAGAAAGUUGGAAAGCUGGCAGCGACAGCGGUGGGAGGUGGCUUUUUCCUGCUUCAGAUUGCAAACCACACGGGAUACAUCAAAGUGGACUGGAAGCUGGUAGAACGGGACGUGAACAAAGCCAAGCAGCAGCUGAAGUUUCACAGCAGUGGUAAUAAAAUGUCUCCAGAAGUGAGAAGCAGAGUGGAUGAGGUGAUCAUAUUUCUGAAGAAGAAUGUUAUCCUGACUGGAGGUUUUGCUGGAGGAUUCCUGCUCGGAAUGGCAUCCUAGAAACUGCGUUCGACUCUCCAUGCCCAGCCUUCCCUGCCCUCCUCUACUGCUGUUUUCUCUCACUUAGAAGUCAAAGGAUAUUGCAGACAUGCUCAGUCCAUUCUGCUCACAGGUUCCAGCCUUUUUUCUUACAACGCUGCUUCUGAUUUCCAACCUUUUCCUCUGGGCUAUUGAGGUGCUGGGAUUUUUCUGUAAGUUUAUGACUCCCGGUGUAUCAUUGUGAUCCUUUUCCCCACUGAAUAU
Molecule: messenger RNA, 680 nt
Organism: Nestor notabilis (Kea)
Lineage: Eukaryota; Metazoa; Chordata; Aves; Psittaciformes; Psittacidae
Product: FUN14 domain-containing protein 2-like
Exons: 4
Biological process (GO): autophagy of mitochondrion
Cellular component (GO): mitochondrial outer membrane
Source: RefSeq, a predicted model, not a curated record